This is a messenger RNA of Fusarium vanettenii 77-13-4, 429 nucleotides long. RefSeq lists its product as uncharacterized. The transcript has 4 exons. Bases 1 to 429 code for a protein of 142 amino acids. NCBI's taxonomy places the organism in Eukaryota, Fungi, Ascomycota, Sordariomycetes, Hypocreales, Nectriaceae. The record is from RefSeq and is a predicted model, not a curated record.
AUGUCAGCCUCUAUCUUACGUUCACUCGCCCGACCCUCAGCGACACCGAGUCUCGGCCUCUCCACCCUUCACCAAGCACAACGCACUAUGGCGACGGGUGUAGUGAAGAAGGAAUGGCUUGCAAUCAUGCCUGAUAAGCCUGAUGUUUUGGAAAUCAGAAAGAAGGUGAAAGCGACGCACUAUGAGGGCAUCAAGCCAUUGAUCGCUUCCGGGACACUACCAGCUGGCGGUGCUAUUUUUGAAAAGCACCCUGUUGAUGGAGAGCCAGCUCUAUUCAAGGGGAGUGUUGUCGUCUAUUCCGCCAAAAGCAUCGACGAGGUGCGCACAAUCAUCGAGAAUGACGUGUACGCAACCAGCGGUGUGUGGGACCUCGAAAAAGCCCAGAUCAUACCAUAUGUCCCAGCGGUUCGUGAGCCUCUGAGCAAGUGA